UAUUCACAUUUGACAUUUAUUUUGCUUUGAAUUAAGAAUAAGGUUAUAAUAUAAAUAUUACAAAGUGAAAAACAUUUAUUAAUAAUAAAAACUAAAUUAUUUAACCAUGGAUGUUGUAAAAUUUGUCGGGAAGUACCUUAAUAUACCUGUUGGACCAUUGUGCUACAAUACUGACAAAGUAUUAACUACUGUGCUAGAUAAAGAAAAUGUCGAAGGUUUUGCUAGUAUCAUAUUGACGUUAGCAGUAAAGAGUGGUAUCCCUAUGAGCCUAGAGCAAAAACUCUUAAGUUAUCAGUGGCUUGAACAUUUAGCUGUGUACAUUAAUCAAGCUGUUACAAAUCCUGCUUUUGCUAAAAACUUUUUACAGGGUAUUAAUAAUACACUUAAGGAUAAUACAUAUUUAACUGGAAACUUCCUGACCAUAACAGAUAUUGCAGCAUACCAUGCACUUUAUCCAUUGAUUGAACGUCUCACAAUCUCAGAGCAAGAAUCAUUGAUGUAUGUUUGUAGAUGGUCGAAACAUAUUCAAUCUAAACCCAGAGUUGGAGGCAGUAGAACCCCAAUACAAUUUAACACUUUGUUACUCUCAGUACUGGCCCCUGCGGCGCACUAAAAAUGAAUUUAAUUUAAUAUUAAUUUUAUUAUUACAUUUCGUAAUUAUAUUUUUUAUUACAUUUGUAAUUACAGAACAGAAAACCAUUGUAUUGUAAUAAGAAUUAAAAUUGUUAAAUACUUAAAAUGUUUUAUUAUAAUCAUCAUAUAAUUUUACAGUUUUGUUUAAUAACAUGUGUUACUAUGGGAGUGAGUAUUAAAGUCUUAAGGCUACUAAAUCCGUACCACUAUGGAAUAAGGAACCUUUACCGAAACAGACAUAUCCACAUGAGUUGAAAAAUGUUAACUUGGAUAAGCCAGUGGUAUACUUUCCUCAACCGUUCUCAUUUCCAGGAUAUCCUGUCAUUUUGUAUUUAAAAAAAUAAUAUAAUUACAUGUGUAAAAAUUGUAUGAGUAUAUAAAUAUGUGUAGGUGCGAUUUCAUGCAGAAAUAUAUAUUGAAAGAAUGUAAUAUUGA
Molecule: messenger RNA, 1068 nt
Organism: Nymphalis io (European peacock)
Lineage: Eukaryota; Metazoa; Arthropoda; Insecta; Lepidoptera; Nymphalidae
Gene: AIMP3
Exons: 5
Coding region: 107-613 (168 amino acids)
Biological process (GO): positive regulation of DNA damage response, signal transduction by p53 class mediator
Cellular component (GO): nucleus; cytoplasm; aminoacyl-tRNA synthetase multienzyme complex
Source: RefSeq, a predicted model, not a curated record